UUGCCUAUUUCCUGCCGCCGCGUUUUGAUGACGAAAUUUUCCUGCGCCUCGGGACGGGCAGCGGCACGUAAGGAAAAGUCAGUUUCCGUUUUUCCCGCGGAUUCUGGUGCUUGUGGGGCCGGUGACCCAACACCAUGAAGGAAACGCCACUCUCAAACUGCGAACGCCGCUUCCUACUCCGUGCCAUCGAAGAAAAGAAGCGGCUGGAUGGCAGACAAACCUAUGAUUAUAGGAACAUCAGGAUCUCAUUUGGAACAGAUUACGGAUGCUGCGUGGUGGAACUUGGCAAAACAAGAGUUCUUGGACAGGUUUCCUGUGAACUUGUGUCUCCAAAACUCAAUAGGGCAACAGAAGGUAUUCUUUUUUUUAACCUUGAACUCUCUCAGAUGGCCGCUCCAGCUUUCGAACCUGGCAGGCAAUCAGAUCUCUUGGUGAAGUUGAAUCGACUCUUGGAAAGAUGUCUAAGAAAUUCGAAGUGUAUAGACACUGAAUCUCUCUGUGUUGUUGCUGGUGAAAAGGUUUGGCAAAUACGUGUAGACCUACAUUUAUUAAAUCAUGAUGGAAAUAUUAUUGAUGCUGCCAGCAUUGCUGCAAUCGUGGCUUUAUGUCACUUCCGAAGACCUGAUGUCUCUGUCCAAGGAGAUGAAAUAACACUGUAUACACCUGAAGAGCGUGAUCCUGUACCAUUAAGUAUCCACCACAUGCCCAUUUGUGUCAGUUUUGCCUUUUUCCAGCAAGGAACAUAUUUAUUGGUGGAUCCCAAUGAACGAGAAGAACGUGUGAUGGAUGGCUUGCUGGUGAUUGCCAUGAACAAACAUCGAGAGAUUUGUACUAUCCAGUCCAGUGGUGGGAUAAUGCUACUAAAAGAUCAAGUUUUGAGAUGCAGUAAAAUCGCUGGUGUGAAAGUAGCAGAAAUUACAGAGCUAAUAUUGAAAGCUUUGGAGAAUGACCAAAAAGUAAGGAAAGAAGGUGGAAAGUUUGGUUUUGCAGAGUCUAUAGCAAAUCAAAGGAUCACAGCAUUUAAAAUGGAAAAGGCCCCUAUUGAUACCUCGGAUGUAGAAGAAAAAGCAGAAGAAAUCAUUGCUGAAGCAGAACCUCCUUCAGAAGUUGUUUCUACACCUGUGCUGUGGACUCCUGGAACUGCCCAAAUUGGAGAGGGAGUAGAAAACUCCUGGGGUGAUCUUGAAGACUCUGAGAAGGAAGAUGAUGAAGGCGGUGGUGAUGAAGCUAUCAUUCUUGAUAGUAUAAAAAUGGACACUGGAGUAGAAGUCUCUGAUAUUGGAAGCCAAGAACAGAAAUCCUACAAGGAACUGGGAACUAGGCUGGCAGAGAAAACUGAAGGUGAUGCUCCCAUAAUACUCUCAGAUAGUGAAGAAGAAGAAAUGAUCAUUUUGGAACCAGACAAGAAUCCAAAGAAAAUAAGAACACAGACCACCAGUGCAAAACAAGAAAAAGCACCAAGUAAAAAGCCAGUGAAAAGAAGAAAAAAGAAGAGAGCUGCCAAUUAAAGCUAACAGUUGUAUAUUUGUAUAUAUAACUAUUAAAAGGAUAUUUAUUCCAUUCUAAGAACCCUGGGUAUUUUUUAUUCACAAAUCCAUUAUAAAAUCUAGCAGGGUUUUAAAAAUAGUUUUUUGUUUUUAAUGUUAUGCUUUAAAAUAAUAAACCUUCUGGAGCA
Rhinopithecus roxellana (golden snub-nosed monkey) is the source of this 1675-nucleotide messenger RNA. It is a transcript of the gene EXOSC9, whose product is annotated as exosome component 9. Gene Ontology annotation, cellular component: cytoplasmic exosome (RNase complex); nuclear exosome (RNase complex). The transcript is spliced from 13 exons. Lineage: Eukaryota; Metazoa; Chordata; Mammalia; Primates; Cercopithecidae. The record is from RefSeq and is a predicted model, not a curated record. Bases 135 to 1508 code for a protein of 457 amino acids. Gene Ontology annotation, biological process: U4 snRNA 3'-end processing; U1 snRNA 3'-end processing; U5 snRNA 3'-end processing.